AUGUCUUCACGUGUAAUUAGUAAUUCUAUGGAAGAAAAAACUAGAGCUAUAACGUCCACUAAACUGGAUGAUUUUACAUAUCCAAAAAAAAAGUCCUCCUUGAGUGAAAUAGGUAGCGAUUUAGUAGUCGCCACAAAUGAUGGUUCUUCCCGGUCACUUGCUUGGCUUAAACCUAACUCACAGCCAUCUACACAGGGUUCCUUUAUUGCUAAUAUUUCUCGCAAGGAUAAAAGCAGCCCUGGUUCCGUACUUAAGCUUUUAGCUUCAAAGAUAACUUCUCGUCCGCAGACCCUAUUUUCGACUCCUCCGGAUAAUUCGCAUGAACCUUUUCGUCCCCUUCUCAAGGAAAAGCCAAAUUCAUUGCUAGAAAAUGACGAUUGGAGAACAAACAUCAUGCAAUCGGUUGGCAUUGACUACCCUCAUCCUUACAAUGAUGAGUUGACAGAAUUCGAACAUGUAAUACAAUUGAAGUUUAAAAGUUAUGAAGCAAAAUCCCUUUUGCCUCCAAGACUUGAAGAUACGACAUUCAAAUUUGUGGAUGAACCCAAUGAUUUAACUGAACUUGUUUCACAACUUAGCUUGCAGCCCGAAAUAGCUGUCGACUUAGAGCAUCACAAUUAUCGGACAUACUUUGGCAUGACUUGUCUUAUACAAAUUUCAACUAGAUCAGCGGAUUAUAUACUUGAUUCAUUGGCUCUUCGCGAUCAUCUCCACAUUCUGAACAAGCCUUUUACCAACCCGAACAUUGUAAAAGUAGCUGGUCUACGCUAG
Molecule: messenger RNA, 771 nt
Organism: Protopolystoma xenopodis
Lineage: Eukaryota; Metazoa; Platyhelminthes; Monogenea; Polystomatidea; Polystomatidae
Source: the annotation of a GenBank genome assembly